This is a messenger RNA of Xylona heveae TC161, 1086 nucleotides long. Its product is annotated as pleiotropic drug resistance protein. Lineage: Eukaryota; Fungi; Ascomycota; Xylonomycetes; Xylonales; Xylonaceae. The transcript has 2 exons. Gene Ontology annotation, molecular function: phosphatidylinositol transfer activity. Bases 1 to 1086 code for a protein of 361 amino acids. The record is from RefSeq and is a predicted model, not a curated record.
AUGUCUGAUGCCUCAACCGACACGGCCAGUGGAGCUCGUACAGAGCCCACAUCGACUGCGCCAUCCGUCAAGGAAUCUGCACCGGCACCUCCCACGGGUCCGGUCAAGACGCCCUUUUUAGCCCCCUAUGAUGGAAUCAAGCCACCUGCUCCUGCGAAAUUGACAUCAGAGCAAGAGACCAAGUAUGACAAUGUCCUGAAGACAGUGUCCAGCUGGAAAGAAAUCCCCGACACGUUAGAGAAGAAUAGCAAGCUCUCUCCAAUUACCGACGAUGAGCGUAUGUUCCUCACGCGAGAGUGUUUGCUGCGUUAUUUGCGUGCAACCAAAUGGAACGCCGCAGAGGCUUCCAAGCGCUUGAUGAACACUUUGACCUGGCGGCGUGACUAUGGUGUCGACAAGCAUACAGCCGACUACAUCUCGCCAGAGAACGAGACAGGCAAGCAGGUUAUCGCUGGCUACGACAAUGAUGCUCGGCCGUGUCUAUACCUGAAUCCAGCCAAGCAGAACACGAAGAAGAGCGACCGCCAGAUUCAGCAUCUUGUCUUUAUGCUGGAGCGCGUCAUUGACAUGAUGGUGCCUGGUCAGGACACGACUGCCCUCUUGAUCAAUUUCAAGGAGAGCACAAGCGGAAGCAAUCCUAGUGUUGGCCAGGGACGUCAAACGUUACAUAUCUUGCAGACCCACUAUCCUGAGCGUCUAGGACGGGCUUUUGUUAUUAACAUUCCUUGGCCCGUGUGGACUUUCUUCAAGCUCAUCAGCCCUUUCAUUGACCCGCUCACGCGCGAGAAGCUCAAGUUCAAUGAGGGCAUUCGCCAAUAUGUGCCGCCCGCACAAUUGCUCACCACGCACGGUGGAGAUGCGCAAUUCGAGUAUGACCACUCCAUCUACUGGCCCACCCUAAACAAAAUUGCUGCCGAGCGGAGAGCAGCCUACCGCGAGCGAUGGGUCAAAGCGGGCCGCCGAGUGGGAGAACACGAGACUUAUCUGCGGGGUGGCGAUGAACCAUGCCUGGUAGAGAUCGAGAAGGCAAAGGUCGCGCCCGCACCACCUGCGGCAGAGCCGCUGACAAACAUUGUUUCUGCGUAA